AUGAACUUCAAGCACGGAGAAGACACCACAGAGAAAAUGAAGGCUGAUGACCGUGCAGAAGAAGAUUUUGAGGAGAUUGAGAAUGUCAAGCCCUUAGAUCUUGGAAACGAUCUGUCAGAGCUCAACAAUAUUGAAGGCACGGCUGCUUCUAAAGCGGCGUGGCUUAUCUCUAUCGUGGUUUCAAUCGGAGGUCUUCUGUUUGGUAGGGCUCCCAUCCAACUCGCGAGCAUAUCUUCUGACUUCGAGACAGGAUACGAUACAGGCUACAUCUCCGCCGUCCUGGUGACCAUUGGCUCUUCACUAGGCCACGAGCUGAGCUCCAAUGAACAAGAAAUGGUGACUUCAUUGACAAGUGGAGGUGCUUUGGUGGGUGCAGUAGGAGCAGGUCUCACUGCUGAUCGGUUUGGUCGCCGGUGGCCUAUAUGGGGCGCUUGCGUGUUGUUUGUUACCGGGACUGUCCUUCAGACCUGCGCGUACUCAGUCGAGCAAUUCGCGACUGGCAGGUUUGUUGUUGGACUGGGCGUCGGAGGCGCUGCUAUGAUUGUUCCCAUGUACAUUGGCGAGUUGGCACCUGCAAAAUAUCGGGGUCGUAUGGUUGCGUUCAAUAACAUGAGCGUUACUUUUGGUCAGCUACUCGCGAGCGCUCUAGGCGCUGGCUUUGCUCAGGUCAAGGGCGAGGGAUGGCGAGCUACAGUCGGCAUUGGAGCCGCUCCAGCUCUUUUAUUAGCUGGACUUCUUGUGUUCUGCCCAGAGUCACCUAGGCAGCUUGUUUCUCAUGGUAACCACGAAGCUGCAAACACUGUCCUCCUUCGAAUUUACCCUACAUCGACUGAGGAGCAACGACGGGCCAAGAUCAUGUCAAUUGAGCUGUCGCUAAGCGAGGCUACUCAGGCUAUGACUGAAGAGUCGUUGUGGGUGACCUUCAAGCGUAUCUUCACAACUCCCGCUACCGGCCGAGCAGUUUUGACAGCAUGUAUGGUCAUGGCAAUCAGUCAAUUGUCAGGUUUCAAUACUCUCAUGUAUUACGCCUCAGUAUUGUUUUCUAUGGUGGGAUUCAAUAAUCCGACUGCGGUCGGGAUUACCGUCUCAGCUACAAACUUUGUUUUCUCCAUUGUCAACAUUGUUCUGGUGGAUCGACUUGGACGAAGAAUCAUUUUGACAUUCACUGUACUGGGAAUGGCCAUUUGCAUGAUGGUUACAGCUGUAGCAUUCAGCUAUAUUCCUGUGAAUACGAGCAAUCUGGAGCUAGAGACCGACCAAGUUGGGUGGCCAGGCCCCGUCGUGCUUGUGGCUAUUAUCUGCUACGUCGCUUGCUUUUCUUCAGGUGUCGCUACCAUCGCGUGGAUUGGUACAGAGCUUAUUCCCAUCGAAGUCAGAGCACUUGGAACUAUGCUGAACACGGUGACAUGCUGGAGUACUAACAUUAUCAUUGCUUCGACCUUUCUUUCAAUGAUGAAGAGCUGGACGCCUAGUGGAGCCUUCGGAUUUUACACUGGAAUCUGCUUCGUUGGUUGGUUGUUCAUCGUAUUCCUCUACCCUGAGUGCAAAGGUAUGCCACUGGAGGCUGUCAGGGAUGUUUUCAGCAAAGGAUUUGGUGUUCAGUAUUCGAAGAAAUGGCAGAAGGAGCAUGCGAAGGACGCCAAGACUGAGACCGUGGUUUUCGGACAUUGA
This is a messenger RNA of Penicillium cataractarum, 1671 nucleotides long. RefSeq names its product Major facilitator superfamily domain general substrate transporter. Gene Ontology annotation, cellular component: membrane. Lineage: Eukaryota; Fungi; Ascomycota; Eurotiomycetes; Eurotiales; Aspergillaceae. Bases 1 to 1671 code for a protein of 556 amino acids. The record is from RefSeq and is a predicted model, not a curated record. The transcript has 3 exons. Gene Ontology annotation, molecular function: myo-inositol:proton symporter activity. Gene Ontology annotation, biological process: transmembrane transport.